Messenger RNA from Hibiscus syriacus, 822 nucleotides. Its product is annotated as delta(7)-sterol-C5(6)-desaturase-like. Gene Ontology annotation, molecular function: oxidoreductase activity; iron ion binding. Gene Ontology annotation, biological process: lipid biosynthetic process. Lineage: Eukaryota; Viridiplantae; Streptophyta; Magnoliopsida; Malvales; Malvaceae. Bases 1 to 822 code for a protein of 273 amino acids. The transcript has 3 exons. The record is from RefSeq and is a predicted model, not a curated record.
AUGGCGGACGCUUAUUUGCAGCAGUUCGUAGAUGAGUCCACCAUGUUCAAUCACGUUGUUUUGGGGAACCUUUUGCCGACCAGUCUGUGGGGUCCUUUACCCCAUGUCGUGCAGACAUGGCUACGGAUCUACGUUGCUGGGAUUUUGCUCUACUUCAUUUCUGGCUUCCUGUGGUGCUUUUAUAUUUACUACUUGAAACACAAUGUUUAUAUCCCCAAAGAUGCUAUCCCUACAAAUAAAGCCAUGCUCUUGCAGAUUGGUGUUGGCAUGAAGGCCUGGCCGGUUUACUGUGCUCUCCCGACUUUCUCCGAGUACUUGGUCGAAUCCGGCUGGACCAGAUGCUACGCUCGAGUCAGCGAAGUCGGCUGGCCACUGUACCUAUUACAUGUAUUUCUUUAUCUCACGGUGCUGGAGGUCGGUGUUUACUGGAUGCACAGAAAGAUGCAUGAGAUCAAACCUCUAUACAAGUAUGUUCAUGCUGUCCAUCACAUCUACAACAAGCAACACACCAUUUCUCCAUUUGCUGGUUUGGCUAUUCACCCUCUGGAUGGGAUCCUGGAGGCUACGCCUCAUGUGAUAACGCUCUUCAUCGUGCCGACUCAUUUUACGACUCAUCUGGGACUGAUGUUGUUCGAGUCGAUCUGGGCGAUGAACAUUCAUGAUUGCAUCCAUGGUAACCUACGGGCCGUGAUGGGUGCUGGCUACCACACCGUUCAUCACAUUACGUAUCGCCAUAACUACGGCCAUUACACCAUAUUGAUGGAUUGGAUGCUCGGAACUCUACUCGAUCCUGUCGACGGUGAAGGCAAGAAAGUGAUGUAA